GAGACAAACGAUAGAUCGCCGCGAGGUAGCCCGGGUCGUGCUCGAGUGAAGAAGAAAACGUGAUUUUUUUUCAAAACACAUUUUUCCGCAAACCUUUUCCUCGCGCCUAUCGCAGUUAAAGUACGGUCUGUGGGGUGGAAAAAGGUAGCUGAGAUGUCAGUGCAGACGAUUCUCUUGGAUUUUUCGAUUGAUCCCCAGCGAUUGGGUGACGACGCAUCCCGCAAGGAGGUCCGCAAGAGAAUCGAAGAAGCGCUCGAGUGCUACAUCCCCAAUCUCCGCUUCGUGCAUGACCUGCUGCCGGAAGAUGGGUACUUUUGCACGUACAUGGACAAGGCGGGAACUGUUGUCACUGUGCGCUUCUUCCACGUACAGGGACUCAUUACAGUCAAUGUGGAGUAUUACAAGGAGAAUUCUGAGCAGCCGAGAGUGAGUCUGGAAUCCACACGUGGUAUCGAGAAUACUUUGAUAAAAACACUGAAUUUAAUUCACGGACACUCUUUGCUACCUAUUAAAAGAAGUCCACUCUCAAAGUAUUUUCCCACCUCAGAUGAGCGUUUGAUCGAGUAUGAUAUCGAUAAGAUGGUAUUCGAGAAGAGAUCCCCCUUCCAGAAGGUUCAAAUAGUCCAUUCGAAGGUUUUGGGGAAUAUGUUGGUGUUGGAUGAAUUGCAGAAUUUGGCGGAAGCUGACCUCAUCUACACGGAGACACUGAUGAUGCGCGGUGUGGAGCAAUAUGAGGGCAAGGAGAUUGUUAUUCUGGGGGGUGGCGAUGGUGCCCUGCUAUAUGAGCUCCUCAAGGAGAACCCAAAGUUCGUCACAAUGCUCGAAAUUGAUGAUCUUGUAAUGCAGGCAUGCAAUGAGCACAUGAAAUCUAUCUGUGGGGAUGUUUUGGAGCGAAGAAAUGGACCAAACUAUGAGAUUAUAGUGGGUGACUGUAUGGUUGCACUACAGAAGUACUUCAAAGAUGGUCGCAAGUUUGACUAUGUGUUUGGAGACCUUACGGAUGUGCCCCUAUCUCCGACACCUACCGGAGAACUUUGGGACUUUAUCCGUACAUUCCUUGAGGCUUCCUUUAAAGUUCUUCGCCCUGAUGGGAAGUUUAUGACUCACGCAAAUGGGUCCAACUGCCCAGAGGCGCUGAGAAUGUACGAGAAUGAGUUAAAGAAGCUAGAUCCACCUGUAAAGUUUACCACUAGCAAGGCUUUUGUGCCAUCCUUCAUGGAAGAGUGGAACUUUUAUCAAGUAUCUUUUGCCUGAUGCACGCAGUUUAAUUCAUCACCCGCCAUUUCUUAUCUUCUAGAAAACAGUGUUCCACAUUUUAGUGAUUCCUAGGAGUUUGCUUCACUACUAUAGUAUUUUGUCUUUCGGGUGAACUAUUAUGUGUGUGUUGUUUGUAGAAAUUCUAUGUCUCGAAUUCAAUUCAAAAAUACAAAGAUUGUCUUAGAUUCAUACCAAAA
Messenger RNA from Lutzomyia longipalpis, 1454 nucleotides. It is a transcript of the gene Sms, whose product is annotated as spermine synthase. The transcript has 5 exons. The record is from RefSeq and is a predicted model, not a curated record. Lineage: Eukaryota; Metazoa; Arthropoda; Insecta; Diptera; Psychodidae. The coding region runs from base 154 to 1254 and encodes 366 amino acids. Gene Ontology annotation, molecular function: spermine synthase activity. Gene Ontology annotation, biological process: spermine biosynthetic process.